This is a messenger RNA of Colletotrichum spaethianum, 1233 nucleotides long. RefSeq lists its product as uncharacterized. The transcript is spliced from 4 exons. Lineage: Eukaryota; Fungi; Ascomycota; Sordariomycetes; Glomerellales; Glomerellaceae. The coding region runs from base 1 to 1233 and encodes 410 amino acids. The record is from RefSeq and is a predicted model, not a curated record.
AUGGCGCACAUCACUCCUGGGGUGGCUACCGGAGCUUCUCUGGUGUGUAAAUGGCCACUCGGGCUGACUCUCAACACCCUGAUCGCCUUCCUCGCAACCCUGGCUCGAGCCGCCUUCGUGAUUCCCGUUUCCGAAAGCAUUUCUCAGUUGAAGUGGCUCUGGUAUCGCGACGAACGGCCUCUGAAAGACUUUCAGGACUUCGACUCGGCUAGUCGAGGACCGUGGGGGAGCUUGCAGUUGUUGAAGACUACCAAGGGCUGCAUUAUCUCAACAGUGGUCUUCGUCACGGCGAUUUUCACGUCGACCUUGACGCAGUCCGCCGUGACCUACCCUGUUCGCCUCGCACGCGUCGACGGAACCGCCGUCGUAGCUCGUUCGACUUCCUUCUACUUCAGUACCGCCAACUUAUUUUCCGGGAUCAAUCAGCAGCACUACACUGAGCAAUCCAUCUUCGAGGGUUUGAGCUACAGCCACACCCAAGAGUUCCCGCUCAGUCCGGCACGCUGCCCCACAAGCGAGUGCAAGUGGGAGGCAUACAGUUCACUGAGCGUCUGCGCCAAGUUCUGGAACGUCACUGAUUCACUCAACACCACAGUCACGCAGAGUCCCACCCCACCACCGUCACGCUUUGCAUCGCUUCCUAACGGAAUAUCCGCCAACCUGAGUGGCUAUCACCAAGGGAAGGUUGUAUUGCAAGGCACAAGGCGACCCAUCGCCUCCGACAUUAAUCCUGAGUCGUCCCUCUUCAAUUUCACCGUCAUAUACUCGCUUCUGGGCGGUGCCAACGAGGCGAUCGGUGCCGCAGAGGCAGUGCUCUACUUUUGCACCAAGACGUAUAAUCUCUCUUUUGCCGGCAACAUCGAGUUGAGGGAGGUUAUUGGCGUUACGACAGACGUGGAGCAGGGGUCGGUGGAAUUGCCCGCCGGCCAGGGACGGCGCGAGUUGCCAGCCAUCAGGGAUCCCCUGGAGCCUGGUUCCAACUUCCCGUUCGGUGGGACGGGGCUUGGGUCGAUGCAGGAGAGCUUGGCGUAUGCCCUCAACGGCUCCUAUGCGGACAUGAGUGGCGACCAGAGCACCCUCGCCUUGGCACCGGCUCGGUAUUGGGCUGCGUUGCAGUAUGGAGCCAAAACUCUCGAGGAUCUGGGGCGGCCGAAUGUCUCGCAAGAAACCGUAAUCAACGAAUCGAUAGCGAAUAUCACGAACAACAUUGCGAGAAGCUUGUCGAAUCGGUAA